Cavia porcellus (domestic guinea pig) is the source of this 3306-nucleotide messenger RNA. It is a transcript of the gene Glp2r, whose product is annotated as glucagon like peptide 2 receptor. Gene Ontology annotation, cellular component: plasma membrane. Gene Ontology annotation, biological process: cell surface receptor signaling pathway; adenylate cyclase-modulating G protein-coupled receptor signaling pathway. The record is from RefSeq and is a predicted model, not a curated record. Lineage: Eukaryota; Metazoa; Chordata; Mammalia; Rodentia; Caviidae. The transcript has 13 exons. The coding region runs from base 115 to 1785 and encodes 556 amino acids. Gene Ontology annotation, molecular function: peptide hormone binding; glucagon receptor activity.
CUCCUGGCAGCGUGCAGAAGAUUUGUACAAACACUUCCUCUCUGGAAGAAGAAGAAUGCACGACCAGGCUGCCUGUGGUCCAUCUCGGAGCGCUGGAGGGGUGUGCCCACGCUUAUGAAAGUGCCCAGGAGGAUGAGGCCCCAUUUGCACCAGCCGAGGCCUGGGCCAAGCAACAAGGGACCCUGGCCCAGGGCCUGGGUGCUGUGUAUGGACACCCCUGCUUCCUGGGGGACCCGGCCUCUCUGCCCCCACAGGACGCGCUUGCUCUGGGCUCCCGGGAGGUCCUUCCUUGCCCUAGUGCUGCUGGUUUCCAUCAAGCAAGUUACAGGAUCUCUGCUUGAGGAGACAACUCGGAAGUGGGCUGACUACAAGGGGAAGUGUCUGCAGGACUUGCUGAAGGAACCUUCCGGUGUAUUUUGCAACGGAACAUUUGACCGGUACGUGUGUUGGCCUCAUUCACCCCCUGGAAACGUCUCUGUCCCGUGCCCUUCGUACCUGCCUGGGUGGAAUGAAGAGAGCCCAGGAAAGGCCUACAGACACUGCCUGGCUCGGGGGACUUGGCAGACACUAGAGAACACCACAGACAUUUGGCAGGAUGACUCCGAAUGCUCCGAGAAACACAGCUUCAAACCAAACGUGGAUCAUUAUGCCUUGUUGGCAACCCUGCAGCUGAUGUACACCGUGGGCUACUCCGUGUCUCUUGUCUCCCUCUUCCUGGCGCUUAGUCUUCUCUUGUUUCUUAGAAAACUCCACUGUACUCGCAACUACAUCCACAUGAAUUUAUUUGCAUCAUUCAUUCUGAGAGCCGUGGCUGUGCUGGUGAAGGACGUUGUCUUCUCCAGCUCCUACUCCAGGAGGCCCGACGACGAGAGCGGGUGGAUGUCCUACCUGUCCGAGGUGUCCACCUCCUGCCGCUCUGUCCAAGUCCUCCUGCACUACUUUGUAGGCGCCAACCACUUAUGGCUGCUGGUCGAAGGCCUUUACCUCCACGCACUGCUGAAGCCCACAGUGCUUCCUGAAAGGCGGCUGUGGCCCAGAUACCUGGUGGUGGGCUGGGCUUUCCCCGUGCUGUUUGUUGUCCCCUGGGCUGUUACCCGUGCGCUGCUGGAGAACAGCGGGUGCUGGGCCACAAACACGAAUACGAAAAUCUGGUGGAUCAUCCGAGGACCCAUGCUGCUCUGUGUCACCGUCAACUUCUUAAUCUUCCUGAAAAUUCUCAAGCUUCUCAUUUCUAAGCUCAAAGCUCAUCAGAUGUGCUUCAGAGAUUAUAAAUACAGAUUGGCAAAGUCAACCCUGCUCCUCAUUCCUUUGCUGGGUGUUCACGAGAUCCUUUUCUCUUUCAUCACUGAUGACCAAGUCCAAGGACUUCCCAGACGUAUACGACUGUUCAUUCAGCUGACACUGAGCUCGUUCCAUGGGUUCCUCGUGGCCUUGCAGUAUGGCUUUGCUAAUGGAGAGGUGAAGGCCGAGCUGUGGAAGUCCUGGGUCCGCUUCUUGCUUGCCCGACACUCAGGCUGCAGGGCCUGGGUCCUGAGGAGGAACUUUCGUUUCCUGGGGAAGUGUCCCAAGAAGCUCUCAGAGGGAGAUGGCACCCAGACAAUUCACAAGCCGCAGGCCUCAUCAGACAGCUCACAUCUGACCUCUCAGGCCCUGGCAGGGCUGAACACCCGGCCCCACCAGGGCCACAGAGUCUGGCCCCGGGGCAUCAGCCUGUCCGAGAGCAGCGAGGGGGACUUCACCCUGGCCAACACCACGGAGGAGAUUCUGGAAGAGAGUGAGAUCUAAGGCAGAAGACCCCACUCCAGCUCUGCAAACUGAGGGCUCCUGAGAAGGACAAGGACAUGGCAGGGCAGAGAAUGGGGGUGACCUAGUACCGAAUCCUCCUUUCUGAUCGGGCUCAUCUGGAUGUGAGGUCAAGAUCCAGGUCCUUCAAGCUCUGUAUGAACGGAGCUGUGUGAUGGUCAUAGCUUCCGUCCACCUCAAGUCACCCUUUUAACCCCCACCAGUGUGUUUCCCAGAAGGACCACCAGUCUGGGGCUCUGGUCCGCACUUCAAAUGAAUGGAGCCCCAGCAUGCAGAGAAGCCUCUUGUUAACUAGAGUCUAGCCAGGAUUUCUUGCUUUUCCCCUCCUGACACACAGUUUCUUUUGGAGGUUUGGUUUAGGAUGCAUGAGACCUCCCUAGGACAUGCCGGAUGUCAGGCUUGUGGCAGACAGUCUAAAGGAAUGAAUUUUGGAUGAUGCUGGCGAUUGGAACUGUCGAACCAGCCCCUCAGGAAUUCUGACACAAGCCUGCCCUUGGAAAACACGGCAGAGUGUGAGAGAGUGUUUUGCUGGCUCAGAAACCUUCUGAAUGUCAUCCACAGUCCUCUCUGGCUCCACCUGCCCUUCUGAGCUCGACUUCUCCAAGCCUGACCCGCUUGACAUUCCUCAGGCCUGGGAGACACCCUCUCUGCUGGGCUGGCCGCUGAUGAAUUGACGACAGUGCCUUCCGCUCUGACUGUUGAUCCACCACUGUCCCUGCCCUCGGGCCCUACCGGUAAGAACUGGACUUUCCAGGCAGACAUCACAGAGUAGCCUUGAAAGACAGAGAGUACCCAGGUAAAGCAAUAGGACUGUCGCACCGAGAGGUCCGUGGCUGUGUCAAGUGGGCCUGUGGAACCCGUCCUGCCUGUGGGAAAUGUGAGCUGUGUACGAGAGUCUGACCUGGGGAGGUUGGGGGGUACCAGGCAGUAGAGGUCGGAUGCAGUGGCGGAGUCCCAAGAACAGCUUAAGGCAGUGCUGUUCACAUCUAGGAGCGUCGCUUUUGCGGUGGUAAAAAUGUACGUGCAAGAGGAGGAAGUUAUGUUGCUGUGGAAAUAAGUACUGUUGUGUCUCGAGUGUGGGAGUGGGUGAGUGUGAUGCUUUUGUGCAGGGCUGACAGAUUCAGAAAAGAAGAAAAAUAAAAACUGAGCUGCAUGUGGGGGAAUUCACCUAUAAUCCCACAUUUUGAGAGGCUGAGGCAGGAGGACUGCAAGUUUGAGGCCAACCUGACCAAUCUAGUGACUAAGCAAAACCUUGUCUUCAAAUAAAAAAUAAACAAUGUUGGGAAUAUAGCUUCAUGUGAAGGCCCUGGACUCACCCCUAGUAUUGCACAAACAUGAUACUGGAUUGCAUUUGAAUGUCAGACAAUCAAAUCGUCCUGGUGUAUAAGUACAUGCCACGGGGUACACAUCAUGUGAAGUUUGGGUUUAAUCACACACCCUGUCUUUUACCCAUACUGCUUACUCUCACCUUGCGAAUCAUUAAAACAAGUUUAUUUAAGUCGA